Trichophyton rubrum CBS 118892 is the source of this 873-nucleotide messenger RNA. RefSeq lists its product as uncharacterized. Lineage: Eukaryota; Fungi; Ascomycota; Eurotiomycetes; Onygenales; Arthrodermataceae. The transcript is spliced from 2 exons. Bases 1 to 873 code for a protein of 290 amino acids. The record is from RefSeq and is a predicted model, not a curated record.
AUGCCGACUCUUGUUGAGCGUAUAAAUGAGCUUGCAGAGCCAGGCUACCUAGGCGUCUCAGCUGCCUACAGCUUUAUGACGGUGAUGCUGGAAACUAUCCUGCGUGGCCAGCUACUCGCACCUAUAUUCAAUAUGCAAGAGAUCAAAGAUGAAGCCUUUUCAAGGUUCUGGAUCGACUUCUCGACUGCUAGAGCAAACGGGGAUCCAAAUGCGCCUGCUCCAGAGCCCGCUGGCUCUAGUCUUCUUAUACCACCACUUCUCGCGCAUGCGGAUGGGGUUGUUCUCGACAUCGGUCCUGGAACCGGCACCCAGACGCCGCUCUUCACAAACCCGAAUUUACGGGUCAUGUAUGGUGCAGAGCCAUGCGUAGGACUGCAUAAGGACCUUUAUGCUAAGGUUGAGUCUUGCGGUCUAGCAUCUAAAUACCGAGUUCUACACUGUGGAGCCCAGCCUGAGUCUCUACUUCCGGCGCUGAAGAAGGCCGGCGCACUCAAUGACGAGACCAAUGAGGGGAAAGGUCUUUUUGAUACUAUCGUCUGUAUUCGGGUAUUGUGUUCAGUUCAUACGCCAGAAAAGACGGUAAAGAGUCUUUAUGACUUGCUCAAACCCGGCGGGAAGAUGCUUGUUUGCGAGCAUGUCGUGAAUCCUUGGACCACAGCUAAGGGAAGCUGGGUUGCAAGAUUUGUCCAGGCUAUAUAUGGCCUUUCAGGCUGGAGUUUCUUCAUGGGUGGAUGCAACUUGGACAGAGACACAGAGCGUACGCUUCGGGCCGUUGCGGAUGUUGACGGUGGUUGGGGGAGCGUUGACCUAGACUUAUCGUUUACCUCGGGACCAUUGCCCUACAUCUCUGGAACUCUAGUUAAGCGAGGAUGA